Molecule: messenger RNA, 2930 nt
Organism: Salmo salar (Atlantic salmon)
Lineage: Eukaryota; Metazoa; Chordata; Actinopteri; Salmoniformes; Salmonidae
Source: RefSeq, a predicted model, not a curated record
AGGACCUGGCCAGCAGAAUCAUCUCACACAUAAAGACAUCAAGGAGCCUCCACAUCAUGUGCCACAUUCCAGUCUUCUGUUGGAUUUCUGCAACAGUCCUUGAACACAUGCUGAAACAUAAGAGAGAAGAGAUGCCCAAGACUCUGACUGAGAUGUACACACACCUUGUGGUGUUUCAUACCAAACAGAAGAAUGAAAAGUAUCUUGGGAAAGAAGAGACAGGUCCACACUGGAAUAUGGAGAGCAUUCUGUCAAUGGGAAAACUGGCUUUUCAACAGCUUGUCAAGGGCAAUCUGAUUUUCUAUGAAGAAGACAUUAGUGAAGCUGGCAUUGAUGUCAAUGAAGCCUCGGUGUACUCAGGAUUGUGCACACAGCUCUUUAAAGAGGAAUGUGGGCUGUACCAGGUCAAGGUGUAUUGCUUCGUGCAUCUGAGCAUUCAGGAGUUUCUGGCUGCUGUAUAUGUGUUCCUCUCAUUCAUCAACAACAAUGAGAAUCUCAUGGACAAACUGCAAACAAAAGACGAGCCUGAAGUUACUUUCUACAAGAGUGCUGUGGAUAAAGCCUUACAAAGUGAGACAGGAAACCUGGACCUGUUCCUCCGCUUCCUUCUGGGCCUCUCACUGGAGUCCAAUCAGAAGCACUUACGAGGUCUACUGACAAAGACAAGAAGCAGCUCACAGAACCAUGAAGAGACAGUCAAGUACAUCAAGGAGAAGAUCAGGGAGAAUCCCUCUCCAGAGAGGUGCAUCAAUCUGUUCCACUGUCUGAAUGAACUGAAUGACCAUUCUCUAGUGGAGGAGAUCCAAAGCUACCUGAGAUCAGGAAGUGUCUCUAGAGCCGGCCUAUCACCUGCACAGUGGUCAGCUCUGGUCUUUGUGUUGCUGACUUCAGAAAAGGAGCUAGAUGUGUUUGACCUGAAGAAAUACUCCAGAUCAGAGGAAGGUCUUCUGAGGCUGCUACCAGUGGUCAAAGCCUCCAGAGCUGUUCUAAUGUCAGGCUGUGGAGUCACAGAGGAAGGCUGUGCUUCUCUGGUCUCAGCUCUGAGGUCAAACCCCUCACACCUGAGAGAGCUGGACCUGAGUAACAAUGACCUGAAGGAUUCAGGAGUGAAGCUGCUCUCUGCUGGACUGGGGGAUCCCCACUGUAAACUGGAGACUCUGAGGCUGUCAGACUGUCUAGUCACAGAGGAAGGCUGUGUUUCUCUGGUCUCAGCUCUGAGGUCAAACCCCUCACACCUGAGAGAGCUGGACCUGAGUAACAAUGACCUGAAGGAUUCAGGAGUGAAGCUGCUCUCUGCUGGACUGGGGAAUCCCCACUGUAAACUGGAGACUCUGAGGCUGUCAGGCUGUCUAGUCACAGAGGAAGGCUGUGCUUCUCUGGUCUCAGCUCUGAGGUCAAACCCCUCACACCUGAGAGAGCUGGACCUGAGCUACAAUCACCCAGGAGACUCAGGAGUCAGGCUGCUCUCUGCUGGACUGGAGGAUCCACACUGCAGACUGGAGAAACUCAAUGUGGAACAUGGUGGAGAGAACACAAUGAAACCUGGGCUUAGAAAAUAUGUCUGUGAUCUCACACUGGACCCAAACACAGUAAACAGACACCUCUCUCUGUCUGAGGAGAACAGAAAGGUGACAUGUAGGAGAGAGGAGCAGCCGUAUCCUGAUCACCCAGAGAGAUUUGAGGACUGUAGACAGGUGCUGUGUAGAGAGGGUCUGACUGGGCGCUGUUACUGGGAGGUAGAGUGGAGUGUGAGAAGGUCUGAUAUAGGAGUGACAUAUAAAGGAAUCAACAGGAGAGGAGUGGUUGAGGAAUGUGGUCUUGGAUACAAUGACAAGUCCUGGAGUCUGGACUGCUCUGACAACAGUUACAUUGCCUGUCACAAUAAUAAUGACACUACCAUAGACGUCCCCUCCUCCAGCUCCCACAGAGUAGGAGUGUAUCUGGACUGGCCAGCCGGAACUCUGUCCUUCUAUAGAGCUUCCUCUGACACACUGACCCACCUGUACACAUUCCACACCACAUUCACUGAGCCCCUCUAUCCAGGGUUUAGGGUUUAUGAUGACUCCUCAGUGUCCCUGUGUCAGGUUGUCCCUGUGUCAAACACAACAUGAUGUUUCACUCUAAUCAGGGUCAUGUUCAGUAAGACACACUAGAGCAACAAUGUAGAAUAUCUCUCUAGUCAUGUUCAGUAAGACACACUGGAGCAACAAUGUAGAAUAUCUCUCUAGUCAUGUUCAGUAAGACACACUGGAGCAACAAUGUAGAAUAUCUCUCUAGUCAUGUUCAGUAAGACACACUGGAGCAACAAUGUAGAAUAUCUCUCUAGUCAUGUUCAGUAAUUGAUCGCAAUAUGACAGUACAGUUCAGUUGAACAGGAAGCUUUUAUGAUCACACACACACUCACUAAUCAUUCUGUUUCUACUACUGUAUGAUGCUGUAAACACACACACUCACUAAUCAUUCUGUUGCUACUACUGUAUGAUGCUGUACACACUCACUAAUCAUUCUGUUACUACUACUGUAUGAUGCUGUACACACUCACUAAUCAUUCUGUUGCUACUACUGUAUGAUGCUGUACACACACACUCACUAAUCAUUCUGUUUCUACUACUGUAUGAUGCUGUACACACACACUCACUAAUCAUUCUGUUGCUACUACUGUAUGAUGCUGUACACACUCACUAAUCAUUCUGUUACUACUACUGUAUGAUGCUGUAAACACACACGUACACAUGGAUUUAGUGUUGUAGAUACAGUUGAAGUCGGAAGUUUACAUACACCUUAGCCAAAUACAUUUAAACUCAGUUUUUCACAAUUCCUCACAUUUAAUCCUAGUCUUAGGUCAGUUAGGAUCACCACUUUAUUUUAUGAAUGUGAAAUGUCAGAGUGAUGGUAGAGAGAAGGAUUUAUUUCAGCUUUUAUUUCUUUCA